AUGAGCUCGAAUCGAAUUCAGCGAAUCGUCAAAUGGGUGCCGGUUGCGGGAAAAAUGACGAGAAUUUCGAUAAUGGGCGAAGACGUUGGCGAGAAUUGCACCAUGGUGUCGAAUUUGGGCGCAGCGGAGAAUCGCGUUGUGAUUCUGAUGAUUCCCGGAAAUCCUGGAAAUGAGGGAUUUUACGCGCAUUUUGGACGAGAGCUUCUCAACAAUAUUUUAAAGGAGCAGCAUUCUCGCGGCCGCCGCUUCCUCUUCUACACGGUGUCGAGCCUGAAUCACGUGCGAAUGCCCGAUGAGCUGCAGCGAGUCGGCGAGCACGAGAAUCACGAUUUGUUCUCGUUGGACGAGCAAGUCGACCACAAACUCAAUUUCGUUCGUCAAUUUUUGCCGCGCGCCCAACAGAUUUACAUUUUUGGGCACAGCAUUGGCUCGUAUAUGAUGUUGAGAAUCCUUCCGCAAGUGAUCGCCGAUGGAUUCAAUGUCGUCAAAGCGGUCGCGUUGUUUCCGACGAUCGAGCGAAUGGCGGAAUCGCCGAACGGAAAACGCCUCGGAUCGACGCUGGCGGUUUUGAGUCGGCACGAUUGGCUCGCAAAAUUGUUGUCGUUUUGGGUGGAUUUCAUGCCGACGUCGAUGCGAAAAUUUCUCGUUCGUCUCAAUUUGCGCGAUCCGUCGAUUCCGACGGAGAUCGUCGACGCGGCGACGGAGAUUGUCGGAAUGAACGUGUUCCGCAACAUCGUGCACAUGUCGAACGAUGAGCUCGAGCAGGUUGUCGAGCUCGACGAGAGCCUCAUCGAGCACAACGAUCGAAUUCAUUUCUAUUAUGGUGUCAAAGAUGGAUGGUGUCCGAUUCGGCAUGGUCGCGAUAUGCUCGAGCGUCUCGGCGAUGAGCACGUCACACUCGACGAGCACGAUUGUGAGCACGCGUUCGUCAUCAAAGAGGGCGAGAUCGUCGCGCGUAUCGUCGCCGAUUAUUUCCAUUAA
Molecule: messenger RNA, 981 nt
Organism: Caenorhabditis bovis
Lineage: Eukaryota; Metazoa; Nematoda; Chromadorea; Rhabditida; Rhabditidae
Source: the annotation of a GenBank genome assembly